AUGGAGAUCGAGGAAAACUUCUCAACUGUCGACACAGAAAGCAAAAUGACCUCCAUGGCUUACACUAUUUUUAAUGAACUGAGAUUGGAGGGCAAGCUGUGUGACGUUGUCAUCAAAGCCAGCGGUGUGGAAUUCAGUGCCCAUAAGAACAUCCUAUGCGGAUGCAGUGCAUAUUUUAGAGCAUUGUUCACAGGUAGCUGGAAAAACAGUGAGGAGAAAGUAUAUGACAUCGCUGGUGUAUCUCCAGACACAAUGAAAUUAGUCUUACAGUAUGCCUACACCUGGACAGUCCCAAUCAACCCUGAAAAUGUGGAAAAUCUCUUUAUUGCGGCAGACUUUUUCAACAUUCUAGGGCUUCUACGUAUUUGCUCUGAUUUCCUGAAAAACCAACUGUGCCCACAAAAUUGUAUUGGUAUCUAUAGGUUCACAGAAUAUUAUUAUUGCCCUGAGCUCCAUCAGGAGGCAUACAUGUACAUCUUACAAAACUUUGAAAAUAUAUUGAAAAUCUCAGAUGAGUUCCUUGAUCUGUCAGCUACGGACCUUAAAGGCAUUUUAGAGAAAGAUGAACUGAACAUUAAACAGGAAGAAUUUGCAUUUGAAGCUAUUACCAAGUGGAUCAAACAUAACCCUUCAAGCCGGAAACAGUAUAUCUCAAUUCUUCUUUCAGAGGUUCGCUUUGCAUUCAUGGAUGAUGACUACUUCAAAUACAAUGUUAAAACAAACAACUAUGUAAGCGAGAAUGAAGAGUGCAAGCCUAUCAUCAUUAAUGGUUUAAAAGCUAUUUAUGACCUUAAUAUAAAUGGCCCCUCAAAUGUGGAUUUGAUAAACCCAAUGAACAGACCUCGUCUUCCUUAUGCAGUCUUGUUUGCUAUAGGUGGUUGGAGUGGAGGUAGUCCCACAAAUGCUAUUGAGUGCUAUGAUUCCCGUGCCGACCAGUGGGUCAAUAUUAUAAAUGAAGAUUUAAGUCCAAGAGCGUACCAUGGAACAGCAUAUUUUAAGGAGCAUGUGUAUAUUAUUGGUGGAUUUGAUAGUGUGGACUAUUUUAGCAGUGUAAUAAGUUUUAACCCAAUUAAGAAAACAUGGCAGCAAGUAGCACCCAUGCAUUCAAAAAGAUGUUAUAUCAGUGUCACUAUUCUGGAUGGAAAUAUCUAUGCAAUGGGAGGCUUUGAUGGCCACUUUCGUCUGAACACUGCUGAACGGUAUGACCCAGAAAACAACCAGUGGACUUUGAUUGACCCUAUGAAUGAGCAGAGGAGUGAUGCCAGUGCCACCACACUUAAUGACAAGAUUUACAUCUGCGGAGGAUUCAAUGGUAAUGAGUGCCUAUUCACUGCUGAGAUGUACAGCCUUGAUACCAAACAGUGGACUACAAUCUCUCCAAUGUGGAGCCGGCGUAGUGGUGUGGGAGUUAUUGCCUAUAGAGAAAAAGUAUAUGUGGUUGGAGGUUUUGAUGGAGCUAAUCGCCUGAGAAGUGUUGAGGCUUACAGCCCUGUCAACAACACUUGGCACGUGGUGACUCCUAUGGUCACACCUCGAAGCAACUUUGGAAUUGAAGUACUAGAUGACCUUCUUUUUGCUGUAGGAGGUUUUAAUGGAUUUACCACCACAUUCAAUGUUGAAUGCUAUGAUGAAACAACAGAUGAGUGGUAUGAUGUCCAUGGCAUGAACGUUUACCGUAGUGCUUUAAGUUGUUGUGUGGUAGCUGGUCUCCCCAACAUCCGACACUAUGCAGCUUCCCGAGACAUCCAAUCCAGAGAUGAGAUUAGAUCUUCCACCUCCACAAGUUCACUGCCAAUAUGA
Bufo bufo (common toad) is the source of this 1800-nucleotide messenger RNA. It is a transcript of the gene KLHL10, whose product is annotated as kelch like family member 10. Gene Ontology annotation, molecular function: protein binding. The record is from RefSeq and is a predicted model, not a curated record. The coding region runs from base 1 to 1800 and encodes 599 amino acids. The transcript is spliced from 5 exons. NCBI's taxonomy places the organism in Eukaryota, Metazoa, Chordata, Amphibia, Anura, Bufonidae.